GGUGUCCGAAAUACACAUUGAAACUCAAUUAAAUUUAAAUUUAUACAAGAAGUUGUACAUUGAAGACAAAACACUUCCUAAUAAAACAAUUUUAUAUUUUCAAAUUUGGGUUUCAGACUUAAACUCAAGAUCUCUAAAAAUUAAAAAAUAUGUACUUACCACCCCACCACAAUUUUCAUUGAUCAAAAUAAUUCAAACUUUAGAAUUUGUCUUUAUUGACAAAUACAAAUACAAAUGUAACUUUUUUUCUUUCUAAAAAAAAAAUGUCAAGUUCACCACCGUCUAGGUCCUUCAAGAACUUUUCAUACCAAAAAAAAUAAUUCAUAUAAAUAUAUAAACAUUCCCUAUAGUUAAACAAGAAAAAAAUCAAAGAAAAAAAAUACAAAAAAAGAGAGGAAAAAAAAAUGAGAAAAGCACGUACAAUAGGAAUUGGUAUGGAUUAUUCAUCAACAAGCAAAGUAGCUCUAAAAUGGGCAAUUGAUAAUUUAAUUGAUGAAGGUGAUACAAUUAUUAUUAUUCAUGUUCUUUCUUCUAAUAUUGAUCCAACUAGCAAACAACUCUUUGAAGACACUGGUUCACCUUUGAUACCUUUGGAUGAAUUUAAACAGAUUAAUGUGUCUAAGUACUAUGGAUUAAAUCCAGAUAAAGAGGUUCUUGAUAUGCUUGAACCUGUUUCCAAGCAUAAAAAGGUAACAGUAGUGUCAAAGGUGUAUUGGGGAGAUGCAAGAGAGAAACUUUGUGAUGCUGCAGAAAAUCUCAAACUCGAUUCACUUGUAAUUGGAAGUAGAGGCUUAGGAGUCCUUAAAAGGGUGUUACUUGGAAGUGUGAGCAAUUAUGUGGUGCAAAAUGCAACAUGUCCUGUUACUGUGGUGAAAACCAAUCCUCCAAAGUGAAAAAAAAAAAAAAAAGCCUACAAAAUUUGGAUGAACUUUUAUGUGUCUAUUUUGUAUUUUUACUUUUUUUUUUUGUUACUAUAAUAUUUUGUUUGGAUUUAUUUAACUGAUUCUUAGGUAUGAGUUGGCUUUUUUGUUUGGGAGUGUUAGAUGAUUGUGGGGUAUUGUUAUGUAUUUCAAGUUUAUCAUGUUUUUUUGUAUGAUUUUUGUUGGUUUCUAUGGACACUUGUCUUUGUCAAAAAUCUUGAAAUGUUUCAGUUCUGAGCUGGAACUUGAAAGAAUAAGAGUUUGUGUAAUUAGAAUUAUAUAUAUAUAUAUAUAUAUAUACUAGUGAAUAGGUUUGCGCUUUGCGUGAUGUGUA
Molecule: messenger RNA, 1254 nt
Organism: Capsicum annuum
Lineage: Eukaryota; Viridiplantae; Streptophyta; Magnoliopsida; Solanales; Solanaceae
Product: universal stress protein PHOS34
Exons: 4
Coding region: 405-893 (162 amino acids)
Source: RefSeq, a predicted model, not a curated record